AUGUCCGUGGCGCCCUCUAGGACCCAGUUUCUGUCGCUUUACCGGCAAUACAUCAGGAGUGCGAACAACUUCACGAAUUAUAACUUUCGCAAGUAUUUUCUCAGAAAGGCCAGGACAAGCUUUGAAAAUGGUAGCAAGUUGAAUAACUCUCAUGAACUUGACGAGUUUUGGCUGGAGGCACACAAAGAGCUAGCUGUUUUGAAGAGACAAGCCGUGGUUUCCCAGAUGUAUACGUUUGAUCAACUUGUUGUCGAACCAUUGGGAAAAAAGCAGGCUUAA
Messenger RNA from Lachancea mirantina, 279 nucleotides. NCBI's taxonomy places the organism in Eukaryota, Fungi, Ascomycota, Saccharomycetes, Saccharomycetales, Saccharomycetaceae. The record is from the annotation of a GenBank genome assembly.